CCCCUGUCUGUCGUUUGUCUUUUUUGCGUUUACCGUUCAUCGUUUAUCGCUGCGUCAGAGAUCGUCGCCGUCUCUGUCUCUGUCUGUCAACCGCGUCAAGAACUGUUACCAGUCGAGCGUGUCAGAGCAGCGCCAUUGUAAAUAUUGCGUAUACGCCGCGUCUGCUUCGCCGAACCCGUGACCUUAAACUAACACAAAGUAUCCGAUAGCUCCCCAUACAUACAAGCCAUAAACCGACCAUAACCGCUUGGAGCCCCUCAUCAUCGCAAUAAAGCAACGAAAUAAGAAUCAAAAGCAAAGGCAAAGGCAAAGGCAAAAUCGCGAAACAGACACACAGGAGAGAUACGAAUACGUAUUUCAGCACGAAAAAAAAACAAGAAAAAAGACAAAAUAAGAUAAAAAAUAUAUACAACUAUAUGUACACUGUCGUUGCGGUGGAAACGAUGACAAAAAACAAAAGUAAAUAGCCCGUAAUAAAUGCUGAAUUCCGCUGGAGAGUAGCGGGCGAAUUCAAAUUUACUCACCAAAAAAAACCCCCCCAAGGCUAUUAAAUUGUGAUAAUUCCAGCUAAGAGAGUAACGGACAAGUAAAGAGAGUACGUACGGACAUAAAGAAAUAAAGCAAUUACGAUAAGUCUUAUCAGAGACCCACUGCCGCGCCCGCGCCCUCUCCCGCACCAACCAGGCAACGAAAGAAACCAAAAAUGGCCGACCCCGAUCUCAGUCCGCUGCCGUUCCGUCGCGAGCGCAAUCUCAGCAACCGAAACUUCAACAAGCGCAACUCUCGUCGCCGCAUCAGCCAGCAGGCGGCGGAGCAGGAGCGCCACCCCAGUACCAACAUGGACGCCGACGGUGCCAGACAACGCGACAGUGCCGUGAGCAGCAGCUCCAGCUCAUUCCAGCUCUCCUACUCGGUCAACUCCGAUACGGAGAGUGCGUUCCAGCGUCGCUCACUGCUCAAAUUGCGCGAGCCCGAGGUAGAGGUGGAGGGCGAGAGCGCGCCCCAGACACCCAUGACACCCACAACGCCAGAUCCCGCGUGGCUCGAUGUCCGGCAAAAGGUGCAGCGCUUCGAGACGCUGAAGACGACCAUUGGAUACCUGCGCCAGGAGAGACAUAGCCUGAAGUUGCUCGAGAAUCGCCGCCGUCCGUCAUUCGAGGACCAUGCGGGGGAGCAUAGGACGCCCCCGGCCACACCACCGCGACGCAUCCGCCUUCCUGGUCUGGCCGGCAGUCGGAGCAGCUCCAUACCCAGCACUCCCGGCACCACGAAUAGCAGCAUUAGCGAGGUGCGUUCCGAGGACGAAGUGGACCAGAUAUCGGACUUUGAAACGGAUCCACAUGCAACCAGGGAGUACGUACUCGCCGAGAGCGCCUCCGAGGUCUUGCCCAGCCAUGCCGUAGAUCCCGAAGAUGAGUCGAGUAGCCAGCAGGUGCAGCGUUCGAUCAGCGUCGAUCAACCAGCGGCGAGCCACACAUUGCCGCUGCAAAUGCGCAAUGAUCAGGACUUUCCAAGAAACUAUCGCUCCACGCCGAGACGAAAGACUGAAAUCAUUGGGACAACAAAUCAGCAUCUCGUUGGCAAAUUUCACUCGCUCUAUCAGCCCAAGGACGAGGAGGAGGAAGUGGAAAUCGAGCUGCGGGAUAAGAGCGACAAGUGCGUGCAUCCCAUUCUGGAGGAGCUGGUCAAGACGGAGGAGGCUUAUGUGAACAAUCUGUACACGGGCAUCGAGAACUAUGGCAACAUCUUUCAGCGCAAAGAUCUGCCGCAGGGUCUCCGUGGCAAGAAGUACGAUCUCUUCGGCAAUAUCGAACAGAUUGCGGAGUUCCAUCGCGAUGAGUUCUUGCCGAUGCUGCAGCGCAACAAACGUGAUCUGAAGCGGUUGUUCGACGAAUUCCUGCAGCUACUGGAUCAAAACUGCUUCUAUGGGUACGUCAUCUUCACCAUGAACAAGCAGAAUUCAUUGAAACUCUGUGAUCUCUACAAAAACUAUUUCACCAACAUACGCCUGGAACGCGACGAUAAGCUGGGCAUCAAUAGCUUCCUGGUGCAGCCCAUCCAGCGUAUGGCCCGCUAUCCCCUCCUCUUGACGCAGUUCAUCAAUACCUUCUUCAAGAACCGCGACAUUGUGAUGAAGCCGCUCAUUGAGUCCUGCUGUCGCCUGGAGAAGCGACUGCGCACCCUGCUGACCACCACAAACGAGUCGGAGAUCAUUAACGACAUUGUGGGCUGCCACGAGUUCAAUGUCUUCUACCAGGGCAAGUUUCGCAAGGUGAACGAGUUCCAGAUCUUCGAUUGCAAACAGAAGCGCAGCUACCGGGCCAAGGUCUUCAUAUUCGACAAGUGCAUCAUCUACACGGAGAUCAAGGGCAAGCAGCUGCUCUUCCACGGCCGCUAUCCCUGCGAGCACAUUGGCAUCUCGGCCAAGACCAAGUCGUUCACGCUCUAUUACGAGCGCCGCAAGCAGCAGGAGUGCGAAUUCACCGCGGAUCCGGCCCAGAUCUCGCACUGGCUGGACCUCAUACGGGACAUGAUCAACAACUACGCCAACGAGGAGCGCCAGAAGCUGCAUGAGCUAUACGGCCGCGAGAACGAUCACCUGCAUCGGAAGCCGCCCAGUUUCUCGCUCUACCGCGACUCCAACCGCUUCAGCACCGACAGCGGCAUCGGCAACAUAUGGAUAAUGCCCAAGCCGGACGAGGAGACGGCCAGCAAUCGCAGCACUUGGUAUGCCAACUCGUAGACAACGCCCCAAAGCCACUGCGGGAUAUGGCACUUAGCAAACCGAUCGGAGCAAUAUCGGGUUAUGGGAGACCGGCAGUUAUAGAUCGGUGCUCGGUAGAGAGCACCUUCCAGUCCGGACCUGCCGCGGGCAGGGGCCCACUGGGCAAUCAGCCAAGCCAAGUUAUCAUUGAAUGUUCUUUCAAAUUCGUGUUCGUUUUUGUUGCAAGCCAAAUGGAAAACACAAAUGGAAAACCGAAACAAAAAACAUUUCAAGUUGAAAGCUAAAUCACCAAAUAUUUUGUUCUAAGUUUAGUAGUUUAAUUAAAUUCGUAAUACUAUUGAUGUCGCAAGGCGACUGUCAGUUUGUUGUCGUUGUUCUCUGGUGCCUAAAUAAUUAAGAUUUGAUUAUUUUAUGUGAAUAUCGACUAUGAAUUAUGUUUUAGUCAAGCUAUAGUGGAAAAUUGUAUCAAUAAAGUGGAACUGA
This is a messenger RNA of Drosophila persimilis, 3208 nucleotides long. RefSeq names its product triple functional domain protein. The transcript has 8 exons. Gene Ontology annotation, biological process: axon guidance. NCBI's taxonomy places the organism in Eukaryota, Metazoa, Arthropoda, Insecta, Diptera, Drosophilidae. Gene Ontology annotation, cellular component: cytoplasm. The record is from RefSeq and is a predicted model, not a curated record. Bases 704 to 2743 code for a protein of 679 amino acids. Gene Ontology annotation, molecular function: guanyl-nucleotide exchange factor activity.